AUGGAUUUUGGAGAUAAAAGUUGGAUGAAUCUCCGAAGAUCCACCAAUGAAUAUAUUCAUGGAGUUAAUGAUUUUCUUGAUAAAGCAUUUGAACGAGCUUCCCAAGGAAAUGAAAUAUUGUGUCCUUGUAAGAAGUGCUUUAAUCGUAAUUGGCAUUGCCGAAAUAUGGUAGAGGAUCAUUUGAUUUGCCAUGGAUUUGUUCAUGGAUACACCAAAUGGGUUUUUCAUGGUGAAGGAUUUUCCUCAAGAAAUACGCCACAUCCAACCGAUGAAGAAGAAACUUCUAACAUGCAUGACGACAUUGAUAUAUUACUUCAUGAUACUUUUAGAAAUAUAGUAGAUGAUCAGAGACAUGAAGGAGUGAGGGAGGGGCCACAUGAAGAUGCAAAGAGAUUUUUUAAAUUAGUGGAGGAAGGGAAAGAAGAGUUGUAUCCAGGGUGUAAGAAUUUUUCUAAGUUGAGUUUUACCAUCCGGCUAUACUUGUUUAAAUGCAUUCACAAGUUGACUGAUGUGGCCUUUUCAGAUUUGUUGGACUUGAUAAGAGAGGCAUUUCCAUUUGCUCAGAUACCCGACUCGUUUUACAAGGCAAAAAAGGUCAUAAAAGAUUUGGGUCUUCAUUAUGAGAAAAUACAUGCUUGCACUAAUGAUUGCAUAUUAUUUUGGAAUGACAAUGCAAAGUUAGAUAAUUGCUCUGUGUGUGGAGCUUCAAGAUGGAAGAAUGUUCGGAAUGACUUAAAUAAUAAGGUUACGAAAAUCCCAGUGAAGGUUUUAAGGUACUUUCCUUUAAAGCCUAGGCUUCAGAGGAUAUUCAUGUGUUCUGAAACAUCUGUAGCUAUGAGAUGGCAUGAUACUGAACGACUUAAAGAUGGAAAUUUAAGACAUCCUGCAGAUGGUGAAGCUUGGAAGGAUUUUGAUUCAUUGCAUCCUGACUUUGCUAAUGAUGCUCGUAAUGUUAGAUUGGGUCUUUCAAGUGAUGGUUUCAAUCCAUUCAGAACUAUGAGCAUUUCCCAUAGCACAUGGCCAGUUAUGUUGAUGAACUAUAAUUUAUCUCCAUGGACUUGCAUGAAGUCGGAGAAUAUUAUGUUGUCAAUGAUUAUUCCAGGUCCAUCGUCUCCGGGAAAUGAUAUAGAUGUAUACUUGCAACCACUGAUUGCGGAGUUGAAGGAACUAUGGGAAGUGGGAGUUGAAACAUAUGAUGCUGUAACUAAUCAAACAUUUCUAAUGCAUGCAGCUUUAUUGUGGACAAUUAGUGAUUUUCCAGCUCUAGCAAUGCUUUCUGGAUGGAGCACCAAGGGGAGAUGGGCAUGCCCCACUUGUAACCAUAAUACUUGUUCCCAAUAUCUCAAACAUAGUCGCAAGAUGUGUUACUUGGGUCAUCAGACGUUUUUACCUCCUGAUCAUCCAUUCAGAAGAGAUAAAAGAUCAUUUAAUGGUAAAGAGGAGCAUAAAGUUGCACCUACUCCAUUAUCAGGUGCACAAAUUCUUGAAGAGCUUCGUGAAUUCAAUAAUGUAUUUGGAAAGAAAAAAAAGAAAAGAAAACGAAAGAAUGAUGGUUUAUGA
Messenger RNA from Solanum pennellii, 1560 nucleotides. RefSeq lists its product as uncharacterized. The record is from RefSeq and is a predicted model, not a curated record. Bases 1 to 1560 code for a protein of 519 amino acids. Lineage: Eukaryota; Viridiplantae; Streptophyta; Magnoliopsida; Solanales; Solanaceae. The transcript has a single exon.